CCCAGGCCGAUGCCGACCCCGGAGAAGAGCCAGGGCCCCCCGGCACGGGCGCCGGCAGGCCGCGCUCAGGCCCGGCUGCCCGGCCCUCCGGCUCAGGCGCUGUUGUGCGCCUGCGGUCUGUGCGUGCUGUUGGCGGGCGUGAACGUGACGCUGGUGGGCGCCUUCGCCUCCUUCCUGCCCGGGCACAACGCGCCGCUCUUCGUGGGGCCGGCGCUGCUGGUGCUGGCGCUCGGCUUCUUCGCCGCCUGCUGCGCGUGUAGCCGCCGCGGCCCCGCGCCCCGUUCGCGCUCGGCGGCGGCCGCGGGUCCCGGCCGGGGCGGCGCCGGGCGGGUGGCGCUGGAGAUGGAGAGCAGCGAGCGCACCGCGCAGGACACCACGGCCGUGCAGCUCAGCCCCGCCGCCUCGGCCGCGUCCUCCGGCCGCUCCAGUCCCGGCCCCUCCAGUCCCGGCCCCGGCCCCUUUGCUCUGGACGCCCCCGCGCCUGCGGCCGUCUACGCGCCACGCACCGACGGGGUCCGGCUCGACCUGCCCCGGGAGCGCGUCGCCCCCUAGCGGACCGGGUUCCCGGCCGCCCCGUCUUACCUG
Camelus dromedarius (Arabian camel) is the source of this 585-nucleotide messenger RNA. It is a transcript of the gene TMEM275, whose product is annotated as transmembrane protein 275. The record is from RefSeq and is a predicted model, not a curated record. The transcript has a single exon. NCBI's taxonomy places the organism in Eukaryota, Metazoa, Chordata, Mammalia, Artiodactyla, Camelidae. Bases 10 to 552 code for a protein of 180 amino acids.